Molecule: messenger RNA, 2841 nt
Organism: Penicillium manginii
Lineage: Eukaryota; Fungi; Ascomycota; Eurotiomycetes; Eurotiales; Aspergillaceae
Exons: 1
Coding region: 1-2841 (946 amino acids)
Molecular function (GO): DNA binding
Source: RefSeq, a predicted model, not a curated record
AUGAUGGGAUACGGGGGCCAGCCCUUCCAUCCCCAGCAGUCACAGCAACAGCAACAGCAGCAACAACAGCAAUCCCAGCAAACUCAUCCUUCAGCACAACCUCAGCAUCCCCUCGGCUCCCAGCGCCAACACACCCCAUCGCUAGGCGCAACCCCGAACCUGCCACAACAUGGAUCUCCAUACUCGGGCAACAAACCUCUCUUCCGACCUCCUCCCCAACAAAAUUAUACCACCGCUCAAUCUCCCGAUAUGCGCAAGAUGGCCCCGACCGCAGGCCCACUCGCGGGGUAUCCCCCAACGACUAGCUUUGCGCAAUUCCCCGGACACUUUGCCCCGCAGGGCUCCCCGGACCUCAUGGGUAGGAACCAAGAUCCAAUGGCCUUGCACAACAUGCAGAACAUGCAACGCGGAUAUACUCUCGCCCAUCUGCGACAACCCCCGGGCAUGAGCCCUUCCGGGGCCAUUUCGCAUGGACAAGGUAUGGGCGUAUCAUCUCCGCAGCAGUCUAUGAACCGCCUGCCUCACUCGGGGGUUCAACAGCGAGAAAAUCACUCUUCUGCUAGUCCUUCAAUGGCCAGUCCUUCUAUGUUUGCCAUCAACCAACAGCGACAGUCGCAUUCCCAACCACAGUCGCCCCAACAAACACAACAACAAAUACAGCAAAGGCAACAGCAGCAAUACCAGCAGCAGAAGCAGCUCCAGCAACAGCAACAACAGAUGUUGGAGCAGCAGCGCCAUGAGCAACAGCAGCGCAUUGAGCAACAACGGCUGGAACAGCAACGAAUUGAGCAGCAGCGCUUAGAACAACAACGAGCGGAGCAGCAGCGGAUAGAACAGCAGCGGGCUGAACGACGUGCCGAACAACAGCGACAGGAGCAACAAAAGCGCAUUGAGAAGCAGAGACUCGAACAACAACAGCUAGAACAAGCGAUACAGUUGGAACGAAAAAAGCAGGAGCAACAACAGCUGGAGAAAGAGCGUCAAGAGAAAGAGCGCGCGGCAGAACAACAGAGAUUGGAACAGCAACGACUGGAGCGGCAACGUUUGGAACAACAGCGAGUCGAGCAACAAAAGGCAGAGCAGCAGAAGCAGCAACUGGAGCAACAAAGGUUACAAAAGCUUCAGCAGCAGCAACAAGCCCAACAAUCCUACCAGCACCAAAACUCCUUCCAAUCGCAUCCGCAAACCCAAUUCAAUCAAUACCAACCACCACAGUCAAGAUAUCAGUUCCAACCACAAGCUCAAGCUCAAGCUCAAGUCCAAUAUCCCCAAUCUCCGCAGCAGUCCCGGCAAUCUCAAUUCACCCCCGCUCAAUUCCAGCACUACCAGCCGCCAUCUCAACCGGCUCAACCAGUCAGACCGUCCCAGCCACAGGUCGAUCAAUCAAACGGCUCCUUCAUGCCUCCACCACGCCAGCCAGGCCAAGGAAAUUCCAUCUCUCAGCCUGAGUCACAGGUCAAAUCUGAGCCGCAAAGCCCCGCUCCGAAGAAAAAGUCGAAACCUCGUCAAUCUACGGUCAGCAAGUCCCAAGCCGCACAUCAGCAUUCGUUUCAGGCGACGCCUUCGAUCCCAGCAACCGCUCCUGCUCCUGCUCCUGUCUCUUCCUCCAUGACCGCUGCUAUUCCCACGGCCCCUGCAAUCCCCGCUUUACAACAGAAUGGCCAUGUCCAAGUACCUCCGGUCGCUGGCACAAACGGGGAGAUACCGAAGACCCCGACACGUCGCAAGCGAGGUCGGCCCCGGAAAGAAGAAGUUGCCGCAAGACAUGCCGCUGCGGUUGCCCACGCUUUAGCUACUGGCCAGCCUCUCCCAGCAACACAUCCAGGACAGGCCUCAUUCGGACCCAAUAUGGCGCCUGCAGCACUGAUACCUGGGACCAGCACCCCGCAACGAACCAUAAUCGGCCCAGAUGGAACCCCAUUGCCCCUCAAACGGAAGCGUGGACGACCACGCAAGGCCGACCAAAUUGCCUGGGCUCAGGCAACUGGACAACCUUUGCCGCCGCCAAAACCAAAGAAACCAUAUGUUCCUAAGCCCGGAACAGGCCGACCUCGUGGACGACCUCGUAAGGCCGAUGUUGCUGCUGCUGCUGCUGCUGCCGCCGCCGCCGCCGGCGGUGGCACAGCAAAUAGCGAUCAGAAACAAGGAGAGAACCCGACCCAACCGGUGCACACUUCGGAUGCAAACGCAGCCCAGAACCUAGUCGCCCAGGAGGACGCUCACAAACAUCCUGGUGUGACGCCGCCUUACCCUCAGCAGGGCCAACACCAUAUGACCAUGCCGGGCCAACCCCAGCUGCAAGGCCAGCAGCCAUUGCAACAGCAACAGCACCAAUCAAUGUCCUCACAGAGCCAAUCCCACUCGCAUUCUGGUCUAUCGGCACAUUCGGGUCUGCCCUUCAUUUCACCUCAGGCCCAAGGCAUGUCUCUUCCGCACCAUGCGCAGCAGCAACUGCCACAGCAGCCCAGCCAGCAACACAUGGGACAAGGACAGCACAUGCAGCAGCAGAACCAGCACCACCCAUCAAGCCAACAGGUCCUCCCACAGCCUGGCCAACCGCUAAUGCCGCACCUUCAAAUGCACCAGCAGGCACCCAUCAAUGCUUCGCGGCCAACACCCCCUCACCAAUUCAUGCAAAUGCCGCCUAUGCACAGUCUGCAGCACCCGUCUAUACAAGGCCACCAAAAUGCUCAAGCCUCGGUUCAAGCACAGCCACAGGGCCGAUCUCCCAAUCAGCAACAACCGCACUCCCAAUCGCAGUCCCCGGCCCCGCCUAGACCUGCCCCGCAGUACCAGCAUCAACAUACUUUCCAGGUACAGCUGCAGCCACAACCAACAUAA